AUGGCCUCGAUCGCGGCAUCACUGGCCUCGGCCCUCCCGAAACCCAAGUACACUGGCGAAGAUGAGGAAGCUCCUUCACGCGCUCUACAACGCGGCCCGCGUAUCGUCGGAGCCGGCCAACUGGACGAGACGCAAAUCGUGCUGAAGCGAUCAGGCCCUCCACCAUACCAACAGCGAGCAGGAUGGCGACCGCGAGGAACCGAAGAUUUUGGCGAUGGUGGCGCGUUCCCCGAGAUACCGAUCGCUCAAUACCCCCUCGACAUGGGUAAGAAGGGCGCGACGACCAGCAACGCGCUCGCCAUCCAAGUCGACGGCGAGGGCAAGCUCGACUACGGGGCCAUUGCGCGUCAGGGCCACGCCGAAAACCGAAUCGUUCAUACCUCGUUCAAGGAUCUGAUUCCCCUUCGUCAGCGCGCUGACGCGGGCGAAAUCGACCUGAGCCGACCAAGUCAAGAGGAGGUAGAAGCAACGGCGGAAAAGACGAAAAAUGCGCUGGCAGCGCUGGUCAGCGGUGCCGUGGCCGCCCAGAAGCCAAAGACGCUCAGUGUCGGAAAGCGAAACGACCCGACGUUUGUGCGAUACACGCCGGCAAACCAGAUGGGCGACAACUCGACCAAGCAGGACCGCAUCAUGAAGAUUGUAGAGCGGCAACGGGACCCGAUGGAGCCUCCCAAGUUCAAGCACAAGAAGAUCCCCCGUGGACCACCGAGCCCGCCACCUCCCGUACUGAGAUCGCCGCCACGGAAGCUGACGGCAAAGGAUCAAGAGGAUUGGCGCAUUCCCCCGCCGGUCUCCAACUGGAAGAACCCCAAGGGUUUCACCGUCCCCUUGGACAAGAGAUUAGCGGCCGACGGACGCGGACUCCAGGACGUAGCGAUCAACGACAAGUUUGCUCAAUUUUCCGAAGCGCUCUACGUCGCAGACAGACACGCCCGUGAGGAAGUCAGACAGCGUGCAGCCAUGCAACAGCGUCUGGCAGAAAAGGAGAAGGCGCAAAAGGAGGAGAACCUCAGAAUGCUGGCCCAGAAGGCUCGCGAAGAACGGGCUGGCGGCGGCAGACGGGACUCACGAUCACGGUCACGGUCACGCAGCUAUAGCGGCUCAGACUCGGAAGACUCAGACGGUUCGGAGGAUUCCGAGAUCCGGGAGAGAGAAAAGGCACGAAAGGAGCGUAUGCGCGAGGAGGAGAGGAAACUUCGGCAGUCACGUAUGGGUGCCGAGAGGAGAGUCCAGGUCAUGGCAAGAGAGCAAAACCGCGACAUUUCGGAAAAGAUUGCCCUGGGUCUCGCCAAACCUACCCAGUCCAAGGAAACCAUGUAUGACUCGAGACUUUUCAACCAGUCCAGCGGCUUCGACAGCGGCUUCAACGAGGACAACCACUACGACAAACCGCUGUUUGCCGCGCAAGAAGCUAUUGGCAGCAUUUACAACCCACGAGCCAACAUGGACGACGAGGACGACGAAGCAGCGGGUGAUAAGGAAAUGGCCAAGAUUCAAAAGACCAGUCGCUUUGGCGAGGCUUUGGGUAGGGGAACGUUCAAGGGCACAGAAGAUGUCGAGGCAAGAGAGGGACCAGUGCAGUUUGAAAAGGACGCCGGGGACCCCUUCAACGUGGACAAGUUCCUGUCCGAGGUGGAGCAGAACUCUUCGUCAAAGAGGGGCUACGGUCUUCAGGACGAUGAUUCCCGGCAGCCGAAGCGGGCGCGAGUAGACGAGGAUGAUGAUUAA
Molecule: messenger RNA, 1728 nt
Organism: Colletotrichum fioriniae
Lineage: Eukaryota; Fungi; Ascomycota; Sordariomycetes; Glomerellales; Glomerellaceae
Gene: PRP45
Product: mRNA splicing protein
Biological process (GO): mRNA splicing, via spliceosome
Cellular component (GO): spliceosomal complex
Source: RefSeq, a predicted model, not a curated record